This is a messenger RNA of Scophthalmus maximus (turbot), 4545 nucleotides long. RefSeq names its product calcium/calmodulin-dependent protein kinase type II subunit beta (gene camk2b2). Gene Ontology annotation, molecular function: ATP binding; calmodulin binding; calcium/calmodulin-dependent protein kinase activity. The coding region runs from base 110 to 1732 and encodes 540 amino acids. Lineage: Eukaryota; Metazoa; Chordata; Actinopteri; Pleuronectiformes; Scophthalmidae. The record is from RefSeq and is a predicted model, not a curated record. Gene Ontology annotation, cellular component: neuron projection; cytoplasm. The transcript is spliced from 21 exons. Gene Ontology annotation, biological process: protein phosphorylation.
GGCGGAGCCUGAGGUGGGCGGGGCCUGAGCCCGAGGUCCUCCCCGGCCGCAGCGACGGCACCGCGCAUUUCGGACUCGGCACCCUGCACCCGUCCGAGGAGGAGACAUCAUGGCAACGACAACUUGUACACGCUUCACCGAUGAACACCAACUGUACGAGGAGCUUGGCAAGGGGGCCUUUUCAGUGGUGCGACGCUGUGUCAAACUCUGCACAGGCCAAGAGUACGCCGCCAAAAUCAUCAACACCAAAAAACUCUCAGCCAGAGACCACCAGAAACUGGAGAGAGAAGCCCGCAUCUGCAGAUUGCUCAAGCACUCCAACAUUGUUCGUCUCCAUGACAGCAUCUCGGAGGAAGGCUUCCACUAUUUAAUCUUUGACCUGGUGACAGGAGGGGAGCUGUUUGAGGAUAUUGUGGCUAGAGAAUACUACAGUGAAGCAGAUGCCAGUCACUGUAUUCAUCAGAUUCUAGACAGUGUGUCUUACACCCACCAACAUGACAUAGUGCACAGGGACCUCAAGCCGGAGAACCUGCUGCUGGCCAGCAAGUGUAAGAACGCAGCGGUGAAGCUGGCCGACUUUGGACUGGCAAUCGAGGUUCAAGGAGACCAGCAGGCAUGGUUUGGCUUUGCCGGGACCCCCGGCUACUUGUCCCCAGAGGUGCUGAGGAAGGAGGCGUAUGGCAAACCCGUGGACAUCUGGGCAUGUGGUGUGAUCCUGUACAUCCUCUUGGUUGGCUACCCUCCAUUCUGGGACGAGGACCAGCACAAACUCUACCAGCAGAUCAAAGCUGGAGCGUAUGAUUUUCCCUCCCCAGAGUGGGACACGGUGACUCCUGAGGCAAAAAAUCUGAUCAACCAGAUGCUGACUAUCAACCCGGCCAAGAGGAUCACUGCCCAGGAGGCUCUGAAGCACCCAUGGGUCUGCCAACGCUCAACGGUGGCCUCCAUGAUGCACAGGCAGGAGACAGUCGAGUGCCUGAAGAAGUUCAACGCCAGGAGGAAACUCAAGGGCGCCAUUUUGACCACCAUGCUCGUCUCCAGAAACUUCUCUGUGGGUCGGCAGACGACAGCCCCAGCUUCCAUCAGCGCAGUGGCUGGAACCACUGCUGGCAUCGUGGAACAAGCAGCCAAGAGUCUGCUCAACAAGAAGGCUGAUGUCAAGCCCCAGACAAACAGCACGAGAAACAGCAUAGUCACCAGUCCCAAAGGCAACAUCUCUUCUGCUGCACUGGAGCCUCAGACUACUGUGAUCCACAAUCCAGUAGAUGGGACCAAGGGAUCAUCAGACAGCAGCAACACGACUAUUGAGGAUGAAGAUGUGAAAGCUCGCAAACAAGAGAUCAUAAAGAUCACAGAGCAGCUCAUCGAGGCUGUCAACAACGGGGACUUUGAGGCCUACGCGAAGAUCUGCGACCCUGGCCUGACCUCGUUUGAGCCCGAGGGGCUCGGCAACCUGGUGGAGGGAAUGGACUUCCACAGAUUUUACUUUGACAAUCUCCUCUCCAAGAACAGCAAACCCAUCCACACCACCAUCCUCAACCCUCACGUGCACAUGAUCGGAGAUGAGGCCGCCUGCAUUGCCUACAUCCGCCUGACACAGUUUGUCGACGGGCAGGGCCGCCCACGCUCCAGCCAAUCAGAGGAGACCAGGGUGUGGCACCGCCGGGACAGCCGGUGGCAAAACGUCCACUUCCACUGCUCAGGCGCUCCUGCUGCCCCGCUGCAGGGAUGAGGUUUGCGAGACACAAUUUGAACAGGGAGGCAGAGAGGAGCGGACCGGGGAUGAGUCGAUGAUCGGCGAGGAAGGGAGAGACGGAGGGCGCGGGUGGAUGGAGGGCGACUUAAAGGCGUCUGCAGAGUCAGAGACCUCCUGCGCUCCGCGCAGCCCGCCUCGCUCUCCUCUCUCCCUGUCUCCCCACGACCUCGACGACGGACGGCGACAGCGGCGCGCUCAUUGCCACAAUCCACAGUACAGCAGGGGGCAUAUCCGUCGGGCCACUGCGGGGAAACUCUUUCAUCGGCGCGCGGCUGCGGUCCGACACUGCAGAGCCCCUGGACGACGCCCGUCCUCCCAGUGAAGGUUCCCUCUCAAACAUAGCGCUUCUCGUCUCCUUCCCUCCAGUAUUGUUACGGCCGCAGUCUGUCGUUGUGCUCUUUCAACUGUACAGUAUAGUUAUUAGUCAUUCUAAACCUUUCCUCCUGGUGUCUCCUCCUUUUUUUUAUGACGAGCAUGACUCCUACCCGCUGUUCUCAUUGCCAGUGGCUGUUUUUUUUCCCCUGCACGACUAAAGCUGCCUGUGUGAAAUGAACAGUGCUACACGUCUCACAGAGAGACCGGGGGGGGGCGUAUUUAAUUAUCCCUUUUGUUUUGUUACUGAACAGAGUUGGGGGGGGGGGGGGGGUUUGGUCUCGGGAGUGUAGUUGACCCCGAAACCGACGCCCCCGCGUGUUAACCGGGCCCCUCUGUGAGACAGUGAAAGCCGUACAGCAUGCAAAGAUGUUACUGUCAUUCUUAACCAAUUCUCUGUGUACUAAACAUUAGCUGUCGAACGAUGAUGACAACGGUUGAAUUUCUAGUAUCACUGCUGUUUAUAUGAACUUCCAGUUUCUUCGUGGUGACUUAACUGCAAUUUUGCUGUAGAUGGUAUUUAAUUGCAUGACAUUCCAAGUUGAUACGUCGGUGAGUUGGGUAUUAUCGUGCUUUUUUUUUUUUUUUUUUCUCCCCCUUCCUUUUGGACUGAGAUGCUGGUGAUCUUUACUCCACUGCUUCUUUUUUUCUGGGCUUUGUGGGUGCAUAAAACUCUCCUUUUUGUGUUCAUGUCAUAGUGUAGUUAUGAGGAUGCAGGUGGGGAUGAUGACAGAAUAUGACUUUUUUUAAGAAACUGCUGGGCACAGAUCAGAUGGCUCUUCAAUUUUCAUUUCAAAAAUCGGAGACAAAACAGGAUUAAUCAAUUCAAUCAUUCAGAAUCAAAUCAGAGCUGGCCGGGCUCCGCGUCGGUGUCGAUCGCUUAUGUUGUUUACUUUGAGCAUUUCAAAAUGCACCUUUUUGCGUCACAUUCCUAAAGAAGAGACUUGACCAGAAGAGAUGCUAUGUGUAUUAAAAAUGAAGGUUAUCAAUGUAUCAAGGAUUUGUAUGCAGGGUUUUAGAAAUAACGAGGUCUGAAACAUUUCACCUGAUACCAAAGGCAAAUUAUCCAAAUUGUUAACUCUUUGAAUUAAAAAAAACUCUUACAGUUCAGUAACUUAACAGGUCAGUUGUGUUGUCUGUGAGCUCCAUUAAUCGUAUUUUUGAGUUCAUCAAAGUGCAUUUUUAGAGUAUUUAAUCUUUUUCAAUGGAUCAUUUAGCCAAAAGUAUCAAUCCCUAGAGGAAUACGUAAUCUUUUAAGCAACUACAUUCUUUUUUUUUCAUUAUAAAGUAUCAUGUGACAAUAUGCAUUAACAACCCGCACCACAACACAAACUAUUAUUCCAAGCAGAGCAUUUAAAAAAAAAACCCACAUAUCUAUUGGCCCCAGACAAAACUCUGCCACACUCAAGGAUAAGCUGUAUGGCUAACGGAUACAUUUAUCUGCAGAAUAAAAAUAAAUUAAAAUUGGACAUAGGGGGUUUUCACUGUACAAACUGCCAGGUACAAUUCUGGUGGGAAAAAACAAAAAGGUUAAUUGUUCUAGAGAUUGACCAAAUUGAAUAUACUGAGUCUAUGAAAUAUGGGAUUUAGCCAUUCAAACAAUUUCCACUGACAUUAUAGACUGUAAAAUCUUUCCAAGAGAAAGAAACUCAGUUCCCUCAACUGUCUAUAUUCAGACCCUUGUGGUGUACAUGAAUCUCUCCUCAGGGGAGCGCCAACAUCCAACAACGGAAUUGUAUGGCAGGAUUCAGAACACUAGUGUGAUCAGUGCUGACUUCUGCAUCAAGGUGUUGUGUCUGUGAGAGUGGGGCGCUUGAGUCUGACAGCACGUGAGCAGAAAAACAAGGAGAGACUGAUUCAGACGGACCACCAAGGAUGACCAGGAAAUCGUCUAUUUAAUUUACUGAAUAUGCUGUCUUACUGUAAAUAUAGAUCAAUAUAGAGUCUGACUGUCACAAUGAUGUUGUUCUCUGCAUCAAUUCACUCUCGGCUCUGUAGCUCUGUAUUAUGUUUAUUUGAGAUAACAAACCGUAGAAAUUUUCAUUAUUUCAAAUGUUUAAUGACCCAAAAAAUAGAGUACAGAAAAAAGAUUUGUGCAAUACCGAACCACAGCGUACACUGCUGUAAGCACACUGGUGGAUUUUUAUUUGAUUUUUUUCCCCAGUACUGCCAUUCGCAUUAAAUGUAUGGCCAUAUGAAGUCAUUAUCCCUAACGCUGCGAUGCUGCUCGCCUGAUGUUUUUAAGUGUGGUGAAAUGUUUAGCAUGCAUUUAUUGAAGGGUUUUCAUAAUAUAAUAUACUUCACUUAUACAGCUCCUGUCUGAGCAGAGUCAAGAAGUGCUUUACAUUGGGAAAAAGAAUAUUAAAACAAUUCAGCACCACAGGUAAACAAAUAAAACAUGGAACUGGGAAAAAAAA